AUGCAUACUGCUAAUCCCAAUAUUUCCCAACAACCUUUAAUGUCAUCCGUUCUUGAUGAUAACAAUACAACUCUAACAACAUCGGAUACAGCUACGACGCUCGAACGACUUAAACAAAAUUUAAAUGGUAAUAUUUCUAAUAAUAUUAAUAAUUCUUCAAUAUCAUCAUCAACACAAACGAAUCACUGUCAAUUGCAUACAAAAAUAUUUUCGAAUAGCGAAAAAGAAAUCCUGAGACUUAUCGGACAGCAUUUACAAAGUGUUGGCUUAAGUCACACAGUCGAUAGUCUCAUAUUAGAAAGUGGUUGUGUACUAGAACAUGAGCAGGCAUCAAACUUUCGUGAUUUGAUUAUAUCAGGAAAAUGGACAGAAGCACUUAUAGCUCUCGAUAAAUUAAAACAAUAUAUUGCAGAACAGGACGGCAUCCAACAAAUGAAAUAUUUAAUUCUUGAACAGAAAUAUUUUGAAUUAAUUGAAGAUGAACAAGCUAUGGAAGCACUUCAUUGUUUAAGAAAUGAAAUUCGACCAUUGAAUAUUCGUAUUGAACGAACUCAUCAAUUAACUGCAUUUCUUAUGUUUACAUCAAUGAAAGAUAUGUACAAAGCAGCGAAUUGGUCUGGAAAAGGUUUUGCAUCAAGAGACAAGUUAAUGGAAAAAUUACAAAAAUAUUUCCCGCCCGAUAUCAUGUUACCACCGAAACGACUUGAAUCCCUAUUAUCCCAAGCCAUUCAAUUACAACAAGAACAGUGUACAUAUCAUGUUGAACCAGGAAGAUUAUCUAUUGAAGAUGUAUCAUUACUUCAAGAUCAUACAUGUAGCAAACAAACAUUACCAUGUGUUACCGUUCAAACAUUAACAAAUCAUACCGAUGAAGUAUGGUUUUGUAAAUUUUCUCCCGACGGUACUAAACUUGCAACGGGCUCCAAAGAUGGCAAUUUGUAUAUAUACGAUGUUGAUAUGACAACAUAUAAGUUAAAAUUACGAAAGCAUUUCGACGGUCAUUCAUUUGGUAUUGGUUUUAUCGCUUGGUGUCCGUUUAGCCGAUAUAUAAUAGCCUGUGGUACGGAUGAAUGUAGUGAAAUUUGGAUAUGGGAUAUUCAACGAGAAGAACAACGAUCACGUAUUCAUCAUACUCCGGAUGAUAGUUUAACUUGUGCUGCAUGGUUACCAUGCGGAACAAGAUUUGUAUGUGGAGGAUCUCGUGGGCAAUUUUAUUACUGUGAUAUUGAUGGUAACGUAAUUGAUAAUUGGGAGGGUGUCCGCUUGCAAUGUUUAAAUGUAACUAGCGAUGGAGUUAUAUUAGCAGCUGAUGCUCAAAAACGUAUUAGCUCAUAUAAAUUUGACAGUUUAACUGAUCAACAAAUAAUUCACGAAGACCAUCCAAUUAUGUCAUUCACAAUAAGUAAAGAUGGCCGUUUAGCUCUUCUUAAUAUUGCAACACAAGGUGUUCAUCUAUGGGAUUUACAUGAUAGACAGUUGCUUCGUAAAUAUCAAGGUGUUACACAAGGACACUAUGUCAAUCAUGCAACAUUCGGCGGACCUAAUGAAGAAUUUAUAGCAAGCGGUAGCGAAGAUUCAAAAGUUUAUUUAUGGCAUCGAAAACAGGAACGUCCAAUAAUGAUCUUUUCUGGCCAUACACGUACUGUUAAUUGUGUAUCAUGGCAUCCCAUAUUACCAUUAUUAUUUGCUUCAGCAUCAGAUGAUGCAACGGUUCGAAUAUGGUCGACUAUAGAACAUCAAUGCCAAACAGAAUCUUCAACUAACAGUGAUUGA
Rotaria socialis is the source of this 1773-nucleotide messenger RNA. The record is from the annotation of a GenBank genome assembly. Lineage: Eukaryota; Metazoa; Rotifera; Eurotatoria; Philodinida; Philodinidae.